UGAGUCUGAAAAGACAUGGAUAUAAACUGCAGUUUCGCUGGUGGUAGAAACCCCUACUACAGACACUUUUUUGUUUUAGUUUAUGAUAGGAUAUAUGAGAAAGACAAGAUAGUUUAAGUUGUUUUCUUCCACAUUUCAGCUAACGCUUGUAAUUAAGUUUGCUAAUGGCACGAUUACAGAAGAAAGGGAUUGGUACCGUUACCGGAUUAUAGAUGAGAAUGACAACGCUCCAGUGUUUGGGCAAAUAAACCCUGGUGAAGUUGAUGAGCUCAGUCCUGCAGAAAUGUGGUCAGUACAAUCUGACUGUAAGAGGCCAAGACCUAAAAGGUUUUCCAGAAGGAAACACUGGAACAGGCAAUGUUACUAUAAACAUCCGUGAUGUGAACAACAACCUCCCCACACUGGAAAAAGAGCAGUAUGAAGGAAGCAUUGAGGAGAACAUACAAGGUGUGGAGGUGAUGAGGAUCCAAGCAGAGGACCUAGAUCUGAAGGCCACAGACAACUGGGAAGCUGUCUUUAAUAUUGUCAGAGGCAAUGAAGGCGGGUAUUUCAGCAUUAAAACAGACCCCAACACCAACGAGGGCAUCUUAAUGCUUGAUGAGCCUGUGGAUUAUGAGAAUGUGAAGAACUUUGUAUUGGGGUUAACUGUAAGGAACAAGGCCCCACCUUUUUCUGGAGGAUCAUCAUGGCAAUGGGGGGGAGAAUAUAAAAUCUAUCCCAUCAAAAUCAAUGUAAAGAAUCAGCCCGAGGGGCCACAUUUUGAUCCCAAAGUCAAAGCUAUAGCCAUCUUCAAAAAAGACAACUCCUUCAACAUUACAGAUGUUGUUGCUAGCAAUCCUGCAAUAGAUCAAGAUACUGGAGAACUGGCUGAGAAUGUCAGGUAUGCCAAAGGCUCAGACCCAGAUAACUGGUUGACUAUUGACCCAGAGACAGCUGAGAUCAAACUCAACAGGAUACCUGACAGGGAGUCUCCAUACCUGGUCAAUGGGACAUAUUUUGCUAAAAUACUCUGCAUUACAAAAGACACACCUGCUAAAACAGCUACUGGUACCAUAGCCAUCCGGUUGGACAAUUUUAAUGACCACUGCCCUAUCGUGACCAGUGACAUCAAGACUAUGUGCACCACUGAGAAUUCUGUUAUUGUGAAUGCUAACAAUGAGGAUGCAUAUCCUAAUGGACCUCCUUUUAAGUUUGAGAUUAUCCCAGAAAAUACUAAAGGAAAAUGGCACAUGGAGAAUCUAAAUGAUACUGCAGCUAUCUUGCAGGCUCAGGACUCCAUGUGGCCGGGUAUCUAUGAGGUGGAACUGGUGAUUAAAGAUCAGCAGGGAAAGGCCUGCCCAGAACCACAGAGAGUCUGGGUUCGAGUAUGCACGUGUGAGGAUGGAGUCGUGUGUGGAAAAUGGGAUGGCAAUAAUCAGCCAGUCAAAAGAGUGCAAUUAGGACCUGCAAGUAUUGGGAUAAUGGUGGUGCUGCCACUGCUGUGUUUUUUUCUGUUUCUGAUCUUCUGCCACUAUAAAAAAGCACUGAGAGAUUUGUCCCCUGCAAAUAUGGUCAGGUUUAAAAAUCCUUCAGCAACAGCCCCAGAAUACACCACCCUUGCUGUGGCUACAGAAAGUCUGAAUUCUGGGACAGUAUUACACUCAGGUGAUUGGCAAAGGCUCAACUGA
Messenger RNA from Oreochromis aureus, 1667 nucleotides. Its product is annotated as desmoglein-2-like. Lineage: Eukaryota; Metazoa; Chordata; Actinopteri; Cichliformes; Cichlidae. Gene Ontology annotation, cellular component: desmosome; membrane. Bases 264 to 1667 code for a protein of 467 amino acids. Gene Ontology annotation, biological process: homophilic cell-cell adhesion. Gene Ontology annotation, molecular function: calcium ion binding. The transcript has 8 exons. The record is from RefSeq and is a predicted model, not a curated record.